AUGUUCCAGCCGGCGCCCAAGCGCUGCUUCACCAUCGAAUCGCUGGUGGCCAAGGACAGUCCCCUGCCCGCCUCGCGAUCGGAGGACCCCAUUCGUCCCGCGGCACUCAGCUACGCCAACUCCAGCCCCAUAAAUCCGUUCCUCAACGGCUUCCACUCGGCCGCCGCCGCCGCUGCCGGCAGGGGCGUCUACUCCAACCCGGACUUGGUGUUCGCCGAGGCGGUCUCGCACCCACCCAACCCCGCCGUGCCGGUGCACCCGGUGCCGCCACCGCACGCCCUGGCCGCCCACCCCCUGCCCUCCUCGCACUCGCCACACCCCCUGUUCGCCUCGCAACAGCGGGACCCGUCCACCUUCUACCCCUGGCUCAUCCACCGCUACCGAUAUCUGGGUCACCGCUUCCAAGGGAACGACACUAGCCCUGAAAGUUUCCUCUUGCACAACGCGCUAGCCCGAAAGCCGAAGAGGAUCCGGACCGCCUUCUCCCCAUCCCAGCUUCUAAGGCUGGAACACGCCUUCGAGAAGAAUCACUACGUGGUGGGCGCCGAAAGGAAGCAGCUGGCGCACAGCCUCAGCCUCACGGAAACUCAGGUCAAAGUAUGGUUUCAGAAUCGGAGGACGAAGUUCAAAAGGCAGAAACUGGAGGAAGAAGGCUCAGAUUCUCAGCAAAAGAAAAAAGGGACACACCACAUUAACCGGUGGAGGAUCGCCACCAAGCAGGCGAGUCCGGAGGAAAUAGAUGUGACCUCGGACGAUUGA
Ochotona curzoniae (black-lipped pika) is the source of this 759-nucleotide messenger RNA. It is a transcript of the gene EMX2, whose product is annotated as empty spiracles homeobox 2. Bases 1 to 759 code for a protein of 252 amino acids. The record is from RefSeq and is a predicted model, not a curated record. Gene Ontology annotation, molecular function: DNA-binding transcription factor activity, RNA polymerase II-specific; DNA binding. Lineage: Eukaryota; Metazoa; Chordata; Mammalia; Lagomorpha; Ochotonidae. The transcript is spliced from 3 exons. Gene Ontology annotation, biological process: brain development; neuron differentiation; central nervous system development.